Ornithodoros turicata is the source of this 674-nucleotide messenger RNA. RefSeq lists its product as uncharacterized. The record is from RefSeq and is a predicted model, not a curated record. Lineage: Eukaryota; Metazoa; Arthropoda; Arachnida; Ixodida; Argasidae. The transcript is spliced from 3 exons. Bases 93 to 638 code for a protein of 181 amino acids.
AUCUUGUCACAGAAGCAAAGUGGCGGAUUUACGUAAUCGAUGGAUAUGACGUGAAUGGGGUUAGUGCGAGCGUGAGAACCCUGUACUAUAAGAUGGUCAUCCCCUGUACCCCCCUUGUCCACUAUUCUCGAAUCAAGAGUCCCGAGAAAAUGCUGCAUACGUUCCAAACGAUUUUGGACCUUCUGGUCCACAUUCGUCCGCCGUUUGGUUUCACUGUGACACACAUUGUGCAGCUAUUUUUCCAGCUGAUCCCCGGUGCGGGGGGAGAUGUGCCCCGCUUGGAUAUGGAGACGUUUUUGCAAGCGUUCGCCAUCGUAGACGAAGAAGACAUUGAGACGGCCACCACAGAAGUGCUCAUGGCGUGCUACGGCAGGGAGUGGCGAGAAAUCGCUGUGCAGCGGGGACUAGAGGGGGAGCUCUUUUUCAGAGUGCCCCGAAGCUUAGAGGAGCAUACUUUACCGCUAGAAGGUACUGCUCCUUUAAGCUUCGGGGAAGCAGAGCACCUCCUCUACUCCCUGGUGCACCAGUGGAACAGAGCGAGUGCAGCGGGUUGGAGAGAACUCGCUGAACGCUGGAUGGCGAGUCAAAUACCAUUGGAUCCCUGGGUUCUUAUAGAAGACCAUGAAGCACCCAUGUAAACACGUCAGCCAAUAAACGCAUAUCGUCUUUCGCAU